GUUGAUAUCGAUAACAAUUACAACACACAAAAAAGAAAUUCCAGGAUGCCGAAAAAGAAAACCGGUCAGCGCAAGAAGGCGGAAAAACAAAAGUUACGCCUGAAGGAGAUAAGGACCCGAGAGGCGCCAUUGGCCGAUCUACCUUGCAAUGCGCCGAUGGACUGUGACAAGUGCGAAAAGAAGCAAAAGUCGCGUGCAUUCUGCUACUUUUGCCAGAGUGUUCAGCGACUGCCGAUUUGUGCGCAAUGUGGCAAGAUCAAAUGCAUGCUGAAGACGGGCGACUGUGUGAUCAAGCAUCCCGGCGUCUAUACCACUGGAUUUCCUGGCAUGGUCGGAGCCAUCUGUGACUUUUGCGAGGCUUGGGUGUGUCACGGUCGUAAGUGCUUGACGACACAUGCUUGCACCUGCCCCUUGCAGAAUGCUGUCUGCUUGGAGUGUGAGCGCGGUGUUUGGGAGCAUGGUGGACGCAUCUUUAAAUGCUCCUUUUGCAAUGGCUUCCUCUGCGAAGAUGAUCAGUUCGAGCACCAGGCUUCGUGUCAAGUAUUGGAGUCGGAGAACUACAAGUGUCAGUCGUGCAACCGUUUGGGACAAUAUUCGUGCUUGCGUUGCAAGACUUGCUAUUGUGAGGAUCAUGUGCGUCGCAAGGGCUUCAAGUAUGACAAGAACAAGGCCAUACCGUGCCCCAAGUGUAAUUACGAAACGUCCGUAACGAAGGACCUCAGCAUGUCGACGCGUUCCCAUAAAUUUGGACGCCAGCAACAAGGCGGUGCUAGCGAUGAUGAGGAGGGAUAUGGCGGAUACUAUAGUGGAUAUGGAGCUAGCAGCAGUGGCGCUGGUUAUUCGUACGACGAUGAUGAGAGCUAUGGCGAUGAGGACGAUGACGAUGAGAGCGAUGAUGAUGAUGACGACGAGGAUGAGGAGGAAGAAUCGAGCGAGAGUGAAGGUGAAGAAGAAACUGCCAAAGCAGCUGAGAAAAAAGAAGCAAAAUAGUCCUUGGAAUGCAUUUACUAAGUAGUUAAAUCUAAUUGAGGCUUAGUUAAAUAAUGCAGGGCCAAUUGUGUGUACUUUAGUGGGCAUAACACUUUAAAUGAAUCAAUGUAAUACAAUAUUGUUCUCAAA
This is a messenger RNA of Drosophila albomicans, 1119 nucleotides long. RefSeq names its product zinc finger protein 330 homolog (gene Noa36). Gene Ontology annotation, molecular function: zinc ion binding. Gene Ontology annotation, cellular component: nucleus. The record is from RefSeq and is a predicted model, not a curated record. The transcript has a single exon. Lineage: Eukaryota; Metazoa; Arthropoda; Insecta; Diptera; Drosophilidae. The coding region runs from base 46 to 990 and encodes 314 amino acids.